CAAAUGGCUACUCGUCUUUUUCUUGUGGCUACACUUUUGUUAUCAUGUUUGGCAGCUACUAGUCAUGGUGAAAUAUUGUUCUCUAGCCUCAAGAGUAGUCUUUUAGUAUCUGCUUCACACAGACAAGGAGUUCUGAAAGCUGGGGAAGGCGAUAUAACAUUGACAUGGUCAUAUAAGAGCAGCAACCUAGCUGGAACAGACUCAACCUACAAGACAGUCAAACUGAAGCUUUGUUAUGCACCCAUUAGCCAAAAGGAUCGUGCCUGGAGGAGAACAGAGGACCAUCUCAAGAAAGACAAGACUUGUCAAUUCGACAUUGUUACUAAGCCAUACAAGUCAGCUAACAACAAUUUCACAUGGACAAUUGAAAGAGAUGUCCCCACCGGCACCUAUUUCGUCAGGGCUUAUGCCUUAAAUUCUGCAGGAGAAGAGUCUGGUUAUGGCCAAAACACCAAUGCCGAGAAAACUGACGACUUGUUCGAGGUUCAAGCCAUCAGCGGCCGCCACGCAACGCUGGAUAUCUGCUCUGUUGUCUUCUCUGUUUUCUCUGUUGUGUCCCUCUUUGGUUUCUUUUACAUGGAGAAGAGAAAAGCCAAGGCAAGUCAGCACAAGUGAUAGAUCUAUCUGCAUGAUCAUAUGAUCAGUGGAAUAUGAUAGAUACGACGGUUCAUUAAUGCUCAUGUGUAAUGACUGAUGCAAGACAUCAAUUAUGUUUGUUUAUUGUACUACUUACUGUUUUAACUAGAAAUUGUAACGAAUAAUAUAGUUGAGGAUGCAACUACUACGUAUAUUUCUGAUGGUUA
Messenger RNA from Nicotiana tabacum (common tobacco), 803 nucleotides. Its product is annotated as high-affinity nitrate transporter 3.2-like. The record is from RefSeq and is a predicted model, not a curated record. Gene Ontology annotation, biological process: nitrate transmembrane transport; response to nitrate. NCBI's taxonomy places the organism in Eukaryota, Viridiplantae, Streptophyta, Magnoliopsida, Solanales, Solanaceae. Gene Ontology annotation, molecular function: nitrate transmembrane transporter activity. Gene Ontology annotation, cellular component: plasma membrane.